This is a messenger RNA of Aureococcus anophagefferens, 267 nucleotides long. RefSeq lists its product as hypothetical. The annotation marks the transcript as partial. The record is from RefSeq and is a predicted model, not a curated record. Lineage: Eukaryota; Pelagophyceae; Pelagomonadales; Pelagomonadaceae. Gene Ontology annotation, molecular function: protein binding. The transcript has a single exon.
ACGAUGUUGUGGUUCGCAGCGUGCGAAGGGUGGUGCGCGGCCAUGAAGUGGCUCAUCGACCACGGCGCGGAUCUCCACGCGUGCGGCCACCUCGACCAUUUCCCGCUGAGCGCGGCGGUCGUCAACAACCACCGCGACGCCGCUGUCGUCCUGCUCGAUGCCGGCGUUCGCAUCGACGAUAGCCCUCGAGGGCGCACCGCGCUCCACACCGCGACGCUCCACGGAAACUACGAACUGGUCCGGCUUUUGCUCAGUCGCGGCGCGUCG